Molecule: messenger RNA, 381 nt
Organism: Eimeria mitis
Lineage: Eukaryota; Apicomplexa; Conoidasida; Eucoccidiorida; Eimeriidae
Exons: 3
Coding region: 1-381 (126 amino acids)
Source: RefSeq, a predicted model, not a curated record
AUGCAGCAGCAGCAAACCCAGCAGCAGCAGCAGCAGCAGCAGCAGCAGCAGCAGCAGCAGCAGCAGACGCAGCACGAGAUCUUAACGGAGCUAUGGGGUGGAGCAGGCGGCCUGCAGGGGUAUCUCCCCCUCACAAAGCCGCUGCAGCAGCAGCAGCAGCAGCAGCAGCAGCAGCAGCAGCAACAUGAGGCCUCUGAAGACGACUACGAUGCUGAGCAAGAAGCAUUGGUGCGUCUGCUGGAGCAGCGUUUGAAGUACUAUACUCAGUUGGAUUUGCUGCAGCAGCAGCAGCAGCAGCAGCAGCAGGUGCUGCAGCAGCAGCAGCAGCAGCAGCAGCAGCAGCAGGGUUUAUUUUCUUUUUUAGGCACUAUAAAGAUGUAG